UAAUGUGUGCUCCUGACAUGAGCACACUGUCCAGGGGUCUCCACCCCACCCACCCACUGAGAGAGCCCAUGCAAUGCACUCCACACAGCACCAGAGCUGCUGGAGGCGCACCCAGACUGAGAAGAGGGGACCCCUGAGCGCCGCUGGCAGCCGGGCUGGGGGGGCGCAGUGUGGAGCGGCUGGGAGGCUCUCUGCUGGAAGAAGUGGAGCAGCUGAGGCGGAGCUGAGCCUCCUAUGUUUAGCUUCUUCUCUCCAAUCCACGUGGCUGCUGUGGCGAGUAUAUCAGAGUGACUGGGAGGCUGCGUGCUGGGAGAAGCCGAUUAGGGAGGGCAGAGGUGCCGGAGGAUUCCUGUGCAAUCUGCCAGUGCAUGGAGCAGGAGGAGGACCCUGCACGCUGCUGCUGCUGGAGGUGUUACCUGAUUACAGCCAGUUGCAGGGAGUGCACUCUUACUCCGCUGACAGCAGCAGAGAUACAGCGGCUCCCACCCCAGGCACAGUAAGUGCACAACCAAGCCUGAAGCAAAAUAAUUGCUUUGAAUUUAUGAUUAAUGAACCCAAAAAGGUAAAGUUUCAUCGAGAUUCAUCUAUAAACUUGCUACACCUUCUCUGCCCUCUAUUCUGGAAGAAGAAAAGAAGGAUCCAUGUAACCCAAUGAUCCGCCCGCUGCGCUGCCCCGGCAGGUAUAGCUUCUUUGGGAUGAUUCACAGUGUUUCACAUUGCGCCAAACAUAACGCCUUCUAUUGAGGCAAUAAAGGUCAGACGUUAUCGCAGUGUUGCACGACAGUGUCUUCCUCCGCCCGAUGUGUGGCUUGAAAAACUCGCAGGACUACACAAGAGCCUGGAUACGCUAUUCUCAACCAGGAUACAACGUCUUUUUGGAUGCAAUUAAUGGACGUUCUGCUCUUAUGACCACUGUAACCUCCACGGAUUAUAAUUAAAGGAUUUAUGAGACCUUUCUUUUACUCCGUAAAUCGUCAGCUGCCCAAGAAAAGCAGAAACCCUUUCUGGGAAUAUUUGAUGAAAGCACCGACCUAGUCUGAAAGGUAGUACAAAUGUUACCGUAGCUGCACCUCUUUCAGAGACCACUUGAACCCAAGGGAUACAGCGAUCAGCUGCCACGGAACUAGAUAUACAGAUUUGGCCUCGGCGGCAGAGAGCGAAUCAUGGUUGCCUUAAAGAACCGGAAUCUGAAGGUCUUUACACUCACCUUGGCUGUUUUUGCCAUCACCAUCACGUCGUUCCUCCUCAAUUACACCCAGACUUCGGUGCAAUUCUUGUGGAACCCGGAGAAAUAUUUCAGGUACUCUGGUCCUUUCAUGAGAUUCAUGGCGUCUAUGCGGAGACCGUGCAGCUGUGACACCUGCAUUUCCGAGACGGAGGUUUCCGCCUGGUUCGAGGAGCGGUUUAAUAAUUCCAUACCGCCCCUGUUGUCGAGAGAGAACAGCGCCAUAUCGGACAGCACCUACAAGUGGUGGCUGCGUUUGCAAGGUCAAAAGGACCCAAUGGAUGUGAACCAAGCGAUUGAAGAGAUGUUUCAAGUCAUUCCCGGCGAUCACAGCUUGUUGGAUCACAGUCCGUACCGGUGCCGAACAUGUGCCGUGGUGGGGAAUUCCGGCAACCUUAGGGGCUCCCUGUACGGACAUGAUAUCGACUCUCACGAUUUUGUUUUGAGGAUGAACCACGCUCCUACUGAGAAGUACGAGCAGGAUGUGGGGAACAGAACCACUCACCACUUCACGUACCCGGAGAGCGCACGCGGCCUGAAGGAGAAUGUCAGCAUGGUCUUGGUUCCUUUCAAAGUCCUGGAUCUGCAGUGGGUUGUCAGCGCCCUCACGACUGGAACGAUCAACUUUACAUAUGCACCAGUGCCACGCAAAAUCAAGGUCUCCAAAGACAAGAUCCUUGUCUACCACCCAGAGUUCAUGAAGUAUAUAUAUGACAGAUGGCUGCUACAUCACGGCCGUUACCCCUCUACGGGGAUGCUGAGUGUCAUAUUUGCUCUUCAUAUCUGUGACCAGGUGGAUCUGUACGGGUUUGGAGCAGAUAGUAAAGGAUAUUGGCAUCAUUACUGGGAAAACAAUCCGGCCGCUGGAGCUUUUCGGCAAACCGGGGUCCAUGACGGUGACUUUGAGGCAGAAAUUAUAGGAAACCUCACUUCUAUCAAGAAAAUUAAAGUUUACAAAGGCAGAUGACCCCACCCCCAUCGGACACUUGGAUUGAUAGAUUUGCUAUUUAUAUGACUCUCCUUCUGCCAGGAGAUGUUGACAUGGAUAUUUUGUACAGAGGUCGUCGAAAUGACUUCUUUGUUUUUAUGCUAUUCUUAUAGCAUUAUAAUGAGCUUUUUUUUAUAAUGAUACUAUUGACAUUUUAAUUGAAUGAUAAUCGCUUUUGGAGCCACUGUGGGAAAAUGAUGUUCAUGGGCAUCCCAGUACCAGGUUCUUGGUACUUGAGAGCUAAUCAUGCAAGAAUAGGUCUCUUAUGGCCUUGAAAUAACCGCUGGUCAACACUACUCAACCAUAACUCAAACCAUAACCGUUAGGAUGUUAGCCUUCAUUGAAACUGUGAUCACACCGUCCCUUUUUGAAGACCAUCUUGAGAAGAUUACAGAUCUUGUGUCUUUAGCAUUACUGGGACACCCUGGUCAUUCAUUCUUAUUUUUUUCUCAACCUCCCAUCUAAAUGUGGAGAGAGAUUGAAUUGUUAACAUUUUGUCCACAUCCAGUACUUGAGUACCUUGGUCCUUUUAAGACUAAUAGAAUGUUCUUGUCUGUCUUCUACAUCGAAGAUCAGAAUUUUUGUACUCCUUGAGUAGGAUAAAACGUGGAUGGACGUAAAUGGUUUAAAUUAAUGUUUUGUGAGGACCUCUACUCUAUGAUGCGGAACAUUUUUGUAUGGUACCAACACCUAAACAGCUGCUCAUCCGUUGAGUUCGUUUCAUGUUGGAGAUGUGAAAAUCCCUUUUUUUAUCAAGGUUAUGAGCUUUUAUACAGAUUCAUUUUUAGAGGGUAAAUGAAACAACAUUUUUCAAAGUGUGAGGAUCUACGCCAAAUGCAGACUAUAAUAAUGGUAUUUUUGCUUUAAAGUUUUGUUUGUUUACCUCAUCUUAAUUGCUGGACACUGUGUUCAUUAAUUGUUUUGGAGUACCACUGAGGUAUGUAAUGUUGUUGUGUUGUUGUUUUUUUUAAGUGGGACAAUGCAGAGUACAAAUAAUUUAUUGUAGGGCCUUAUUCCCAGAGCCGGCCCUAACCAAUAUGAUGCCCUAGGCAAGAUUUUGGCUGGUGCCCCCAAGCACCGCCGCUAGUUCUGCAGGAGAUGUGUGGCAUGAGUCAGCUGGCAGCUCUGCUAAUGUCGGGUGCCUUUUGUUUAUGAAAAUGCAUCAUAUUAUUUGCAUUAUAUUGUGGCUAGGCUGCACAAGCAGCUUCUGCUGAUUAAAAUGAUAUGCAGCAUGCCUAUA
Pseudophryne corroboree (corroboree frog) is the source of this 3453-nucleotide messenger RNA. It is a transcript of the gene ST3GAL1, whose product is annotated as ST3 beta-galactoside alpha-2,3-sialyltransferase 1. Gene Ontology annotation, biological process: sialylation. The record is from RefSeq and is a predicted model, not a curated record. Gene Ontology annotation, molecular function: beta-galactoside (CMP) alpha-2,3-sialyltransferase activity. Lineage: Eukaryota; Metazoa; Chordata; Amphibia; Anura; Myobatrachidae. Gene Ontology annotation, cellular component: membrane. The transcript is spliced from 9 exons. Bases 1164 to 2192 code for a protein of 342 amino acids.